AUGCAGAUACGUUGUCUUCUGAUUCCUCUACUUCUAGCUUCAGCCAUCUCUUGUACAACAAGACGUGGUCUUAAAAUAGUCGCUGUGAAUAAGGAUGGAACAUUCCCAGACCGUAUUCAGAAGUCGUUGGAAUCGGCUUUGAAAUGGUUUGAAAACGCUAUUCUGAUUGAGGAUAAAAACUCGAAACUUACCUUUGCUAAAAUCAAACAGGUCAUAGGAUAUACACUUGCUGACAACGUUGGUAAAGUCACAAUCCAGACCCCUAAUAAGCUAUUUUCCCUGGAUAUCGAAUCCCCGGAUUUCGAAGAACUUUUUGAUGCAUCCGACAUGUUAAUCUUCAUUCGCGAGAAGCAAUGCGCCCCAUCGAGUCGUCCAUCAGCAACAGGAUCUCAUAUGAAGAACUCAUAUGAAACAUUCUCUAAACGCGGGAUGAUGCAAUGGUGUUACCAUGAAGAAGAUCCAGAAUUCCCAUACUUUGACCUUAUCCGUCAUGAAAUUCUCCACAUUCUCGGUUUUGGAACGGAGAAUUUCGAUGCUCCACAAAUCGAAAAUUAUCAAUGGAAAAAUGAAGACAAUACGGUAUCGCAAGCCAAGAGAUAUUUUUUCAAAACUAAGGGAUCGACGGCAUUGGAUGAAGUCAAAAAACAUUUUGGAUGUGAUAACUUGAAGGGAGUUGAAUCUGACAUACACGCACGACAUCUAAAUGAGUACAUUUUCCAUAACGAACUGAUGACACCAUUCAUCCAAAAUGGAAAGAAUUAUUUGAGCUGGAUUUCAGUAGCACUCAUCGAGAAUAUUUAUGGAGGACAAGUAUACCAUGUGGACAAGAAAUUCGUAGCUGCUGAAGCCGACAGCUACAGUUUCGGAAAAGGAUUUGGAUGUUCUUGGUUGACGAAGUCGUGCCACGAAUUCCUUGAAGAGAGAACCGAUUCUUCACGUCCGGUUCCAUUCUGUCCGAAAGAGGAUAACAAUGCUUUAACCAUAAAAUGCUUUAAAACCGCUCCGACCACAGCUCAUCUUCUCAAUUGCCGCGAAAAAAUGAACGUAGCAGUUGAUAACGGAAUCCUAUUCCCUGCUAACUCGAAGUAUCAAAACCCGUUCACUCGCUUCUGUCCGAUAUACACGGAUUACCAACGAAUGCUCUCCGAAUAUCCACUUAGCGAUUGCAACAAGAGCGAAUAUCCCGAAUAA
Caenorhabditis briggsae is the source of this 1191-nucleotide messenger RNA. Gene Ontology annotation, cellular component: cytoplasm; membrane. Lineage: Eukaryota; Metazoa; Nematoda; Chromadorea; Rhabditida; Rhabditidae. Gene Ontology annotation, molecular function: metalloendopeptidase activity. The coding region runs from base 1 to 1191 and encodes 396 amino acids. The record is from RefSeq and is a predicted model, not a curated record. Gene Ontology annotation, biological process: proteolysis; cell adhesion. The transcript is spliced from 7 exons.